Strongylocentrotus purpuratus (purple sea urchin) is the source of this 2280-nucleotide messenger RNA. RefSeq names its product cell surface glycoprotein 1. Lineage: Eukaryota; Metazoa; Echinodermata; Echinoidea; Camarodonta; Strongylocentrotidae. The transcript is spliced from 4 exons. The record is from RefSeq and is a predicted model, not a curated record. Bases 428 to 1279 code for a protein of 283 amino acids.
CAGGGAUCGCUUUCUUUAGGGACCGCAGAAAACGGUCACACAACGACUCUAUUAUACUCUACGAGACAGCUCACCCGGUGAUUCAUAAGAUCUAUUGAUUCUUCGUAGUCCCGUUCUCCCACAUACGUCCUCCACAAAUAUGCGAAUAUAAUUUCUACAAUAGAAUAUCAUUUUUUGUUGUUGUCCUUGUUGACACACCUCUCUCGGCAUAAACAACAUGAAAUUAUCGAGCCGGUAAUCUAAAGUUCAACUCGAGUGCUGACUUCAAGUAGUAGGUGCUUCUUUAAUUGUAAUGUGCAAAUGCCACGUAAGUAUUAUACGUGAAAAGACUAUACAUACUGAGAUAUAGUACACUGCAUACGCUAGACAGUAGGAGGUUGACACUAAUUGGAAUUCCAUCUUUAUUCUCACAAGACUUUGCAUAAAUAUGGAAGUAGAAGUGCAUAAUCCCGUUUCGGCUGAAGAGAGUAUUCCUACAGAACAGCCGGACACAGCGCCACCAACGGACGUGACAGGAGGAGUUGAACAAGACACCCCAGAACAGCCCGAUACAGCGCCACCAACUGACGAAACCGAAGGCGUUGAACAAGACACCCCAGAACAGCCCGAUACAGCGCCACCAACUGACGAAACCGAAGGCGUUGAACAAGACAUGGACAGUCCGCCCGCUGAUGACGCAAUAGCUGGUGAAAGCGACUUUCCUCCACCUCCAGAAGACGUAACCUCCCCACCAGAACCCGACCCCAGCGACGAGGUUGACCAUGAAGUCAAUGACGUCACCGACCUUAUAGACAGUGCUGUUGAACCGGAAGUAGAUGACACCGUCGAACCUACUACGACUGAAAACGAGGUCAAUCCGCUAGACGAGGAGAUUCAACCAACUUCUGAAGUCACAGAACAAUCUGAGCUCGAUUCUCCAGAGUUAGCCAACGGAGAAAGCACGCCUCCACCGAUGUAUGACGAAGCAGCUGAGACUGAGAAGUCUUCACCAGUUUAUCAGAACGGCAUGGUCGCUGAUGACCCGGAUGGCAUCACAAGUCUGGACGAUGAAGUUCCCAAUGGUCACGGCAUGAAUGGCGAUCAGGAUCCAAUCAUUAUGAUGUACUCCGAUGACAAGACGUCGUCGACGAAGGCCAGAUUGAUCUGUUUCGUCAUGUGUUUCGUCGUGGUGGCCGUUACGGUUAUUGCUCUUGUCUUCUACGUUGUUGUUUAUUUGGGCAUUGGGGAAAGUUCAGACGGUUCAGGAGACACGAUGACUACAACACCUAGUAUUCCAUGAUCCCGAGCAGAGCAAAACCAGUAUUGGUCCUCGUCAUCACCAUGGGAACAAGGAAUUUUCAGGUUGUAAUAUUGCCAAAAUGGAGUCAUGAACAUUCACCAUUAUACUCAGUGGACAUAUUCUGAUAAAAUCCCGUCAAACGUACGUGUGGUGCCUGAAAAUACUUUAGAGUGAGGACAGAAUUUGAAGUGAAGCGAAGAUAUCCUGAGAACAGUUUUAACUUUAUUUAUUGAAACUUUUUUUGGUCAUAACAAGUUUCCAUUUCUAAUUUUUUUCACCGCCGUUGGUACAAAUGCGUGCAUCAAUGAUGCGAUCAUAAGUAAAGAUUUGUUAUGACAAUUAUUUCACGAACAUUACAAAUAGAAUAAGAAAAAAAAUCUCUAAUGAUACAAUUCAAGACGUACUUGGCUAAAGAGGCUUGGAGUAAUGGACAUCACCCAGACACAACUUGAGAAAACCGAGUACAGAGGAAUACUUGGAAAACUGCGAAUAACGUGCAGUGAAUUGAGAGCCCUCAACGUUCAAUUCAAAACAGUUUGUAUAAAAUACAUGGGGGAAUCCUUUCAAAGUCAACGCAAUGUUGAUGUGGGUAAACUAUUUUAAAACCCCUGAAGAAUUGGUCAUUUAGAAAUAACUUCCAAAUUGCAAACAUAUGAAAUAAACGUGUCCACAGCAGUAAUUCUUAAAACAAAAAUGUAUUUGACUGUAGAUGAUUUCCCAUACAUUUGACAAAUUACUAGACAUGGAACUGUAAGGGCGAUACAUAUAUUGUGUGUUGUUUUCUGUUUCCCAAGUAUUUACUUGUACUGAGUCUUUCCAAAGUUGUUCCUGAAUGGUAAUGGUAAUCGCAAUGGUAAUUUUGGAAGAUUUUUUUUUUUCUCUCUUGAAUAUUUUAAGUUAUGCAAAGAUCAAUAGGCUGAUAUAAUACCAAUGAUUUAAACAUUUUCUCUUGGUAUAUGGAUGGGCUGAGCAGCAUUUCUUGUAAUACGACUCCUGAGAAA